CAACUCUUUCAUCCGUGUCAUGAAUCAUGAUUCUCAAGUUUUAUUCCUCUUCCUAACUAAACAUCAAAAUCUCAACACUCACCAAAUGAUCCACCAGAGAGACUGACGGACACGUUGUACUACUGUUUCAUGUGAGUUGAGGAAUCAAAUCAAUGAAGUGGCAUGACCCAUUCCAAUCAUAACCUUGUAGUAAAAGUGAAGAUCUAUCUGUAAAAAGUUUUCAUGCACAAAUUUCAAAGCAACAGUUGAAUAGGACGGUUUCAUGGUGGAAACCAACAUGGAUACACGCCUUUCUGUUAAUUAGAAUCAAAUUUAAUUAUUAAAAGAAUUCUGUAAGGUCGAAGUCAUGCACUAAAACAUGCUUAAUUAAUAAAUUAAGUAAUAAUCAAACUACAUUUUUAUGAUUCAACGUACUAAUAUACACGUGUCAUGAUCUACUUUACUUUAAAUUUACGUCCUUUAAUCAUUUUUUCCCAUCUUCUUCCAAGUAGUUAAGCUGUAUUGUAUUCGAUUUCAAUCAUCACACCUCUCUGUUUCUCUCUGUUUUUUUUUCUCUCUCUCUCUAGAUUAAUUUUUUAGAGUUCAAUUUGAUUCAUGGCAGAAAAGAAUUCAACAAUUGUGUUGAAGGUUGAUCUUAAUUGUUCAGAAUGCUGCAAGAAAAUCAAGAAAACUCUAUGUAGACUCAGUUGUGAAAUUCGGAGCCAGAUAAUCGAUAAAAAGACGAACACAGUGGUGAUCACUGGUCCGUUUGAUCCCAAUUGCAUGGCCAGGAAGCUAUGUUGCAAGGCAGGAAAAGCGAUCAAAAGCUAUGAAAUCAUACUUCCUAAACCGGACCCACAGAAAGAGCCUGCUCCUGCACCAGAACCAGCUCAAAAGAAACCAGAACCAGCACCUGCACCAGCUCCAGCGCCAAAGGAACCAGAACUAGCACCUGCACCAAAGGAACCAGAACCAGCACCGGCACCUGCACCAGCACCAGCAGCAAAGGAGCCAGAACCAGCACCGGCACCAGCACCAGCGCCUAAGGAACCACCAGUACGUGUACCAAUCAUAUUUGAACCUGAACCAAUAACAGUUCCUGGAUUUCCACCAAAUUUCGGGACAUGUUGUGGGCAAUGUUAUCAAGGACAUGGUGGAGGGCCAUGUUACAAUGGUUUUGGAGCACCACUGCCCUUUUUCGAUGAUUAUAGAAGGCCACCAUCACAACCACAGCAGCCAUGUUUUGAUGGUUUCGGAAGGCCACCACCGCAACUACAACCGUGCUUUGAUAAUGGUUAUUAUGGAAGAAACAAGGGUUAUGUUCGUUGUGAUUAUUUUAGUGAAGAGAACCCAGCUAGUUGCACAAUAAUGUGAGCAAACUUGGUGGUUGGUCACUUAUAUCUUCAAUUGAGUUUUGGUCACAUAAGAUGCCUUAUCUAGCGCAAAUGAUGAUCAAUAAAUAUUUUUUAAUAUAUAAAUUGUAUGUGUCGUGCAAGGAUGCCCUACAUACGAGAAAAGCUCGAUUUGUUGUACCCUUUUGGUUGAAUUUAAGAGAUAUAUCUGUCGACAAAA
This is a messenger RNA of Papaver somniferum (opium poppy), 1551 nucleotides long. Its product is annotated as skin secretory protein xP2-like. Gene Ontology annotation, biological process: regulation of defense response to fungus. The transcript is spliced from 3 exons. The record is from RefSeq and is a predicted model, not a curated record. Lineage: Eukaryota; Viridiplantae; Streptophyta; Magnoliopsida; Ranunculales; Papaveraceae. Gene Ontology annotation, molecular function: metal ion binding. The coding region runs from base 595 to 1353 and encodes 252 amino acids.